Molecule: messenger RNA, 3673 nt
Organism: Haplochromis burtoni (Burton's mouthbrooder)
Lineage: Eukaryota; Metazoa; Chordata; Actinopteri; Cichliformes; Cichlidae
Gene: mcm10
Product: minichromosome maintenance 10 replication initiation factor
Exons: 18
Coding region: 792-3503 (903 amino acids)
Biological process (GO): DNA replication initiation; DNA replication
Cellular component (GO): nucleus; replication fork protection complex
Molecular function (GO): single-stranded DNA binding; DNA replication origin binding
Source: RefSeq, a predicted model, not a curated record
UGGUCCAACUAAACCCAAGCCAGAUGGGAUGGCAUGUUGCUGCAGGAUGCUGUGGUAGCUAUGCUUGUUCAGUGUGCCUUCAGUUUUGAAUAAAUCCCCAGCAAUGUCACCAGCAAACUAUUCCCACACCAUCACACCUCCUCCUUCAUGCUUCAUGGUGGGAACCAUGCAUGUAGAGACCAUUUACAUUUUCUGUGUCACACAAAGACAUGGCAGGUGGAACCAAAGUUCUCAAAUUUGAACUCCUCAGACCAAAGCACAGAUUUCCACCGGUCUAAACAAAUCUCUUCUGCUUGUUGCUUUUCCUUAGUUGUGGUUUCUUAGCAGCUAUUUAUAUUUGAUGUCUUCAGUUUAUAUCUACAAUGUAGAAAGUAGUAAAAAUAAAGAAAAACCAUUAAAUGAGAAGCUGUUUUCAAAGUUUUGAGAGAGAUAAUAUAUUGGGAUAAGCUCACAAAGCCUCUUGUUAAGUCUAAAUUCUAUAUUACUGUAUACAUAACACAAGCAUUAUGAAAGAUGCAGCAUUCGGUUAACUUUAGAAGUUUGUAACCUUGAGAAAGAGGGUCGAAGACAGCAUCUAACUUGGAGCAUGACACGGCUUGUUUAACUUUGUCUUGUAAAGUCUGUAAUCUCCCAGGUGGUCAGCUGGAGACCUUGGAUACAUGAGAAACACGGCUGCUGGAGUGUGUUAUCACACUUUCCUGUGUGCUGCUGUGUGGUCUGAACAGUUUCACAAUUCAGUCAAACAUGUGACCAGGUGAUUUGACAUCAACGACACAGUGUAAUUCCUUAAAAUGGAGAGUGAGGAUGAUCUGGAUAUUCUGACUGCGCUGCUGGCUGAGAGCGAGGGUAUUGGCGAAGAACAAGAAAGCCAGGAGCAGGCGGACGAUCUGGACGGGCUGUUUGAUGAGGAAAAUGACGAGGAGUACAAAGAGGGCGUCGAGGAGGAAGAGCACAAUGUGGACGAGAUGUUGGAGCUCUUUGGAGAUGUGGAUGACAUCAAACAAGAGGAGAAGGACAAAGAGGACAAAGAGGACAAAGAGGAGAAGGACAAAGAAUCAGAGGUUGACCGUGAGAACCUGAACAAGUCGAAAGAGGAUUUACAAGAGGAGUUGAGGCAGAUGAAGGAGCAGAUGGAGAGGUUGCAGCAGCAGCUGGAGGCCAGCCAGAAAGUCUCAGUCCCGUCAGCCUCUUCAGCCAAGACUUCAGGAAAAAACUCACCAAGUGUCACACCAGUGAGACCCAAACCUGCACCUACCCAGCAACCGGCCUCCAAACUGAGCCAGGCCAGACCAGCCACUAACACACAGAAGACACCAGCAGCAGCGUCUUCAUCCACUCCAGCAAGAACAGGAAGCCUCAAGCUCCAGGAGUCCUCUGAGUUUUCUUCUCAGCUCAGCUUUGCUGACUCAUUUAAAAGCAAACCGAGAGUGGCUCACCAACCUAAACCGGAAAGCAGAGGACCACUGGUAGAGAUAAAGAUCGGCAGCUCCUUCAAGCCCAUAGAGAGCACCAGCACAGCCCCUGAUGCUCUGCGCUCACCUUCAGCGUCCCAUAGCAGACCUGCAGCAGCUGCGUCAGCAGUGCAGCCUAAAGCUCCUUCUUAUCCAUCUCUUCCCAAAGACGUGGCUCUUGAGAAAUAUUCAGGACUGCGGCUCAGAAAACCACGUGUUUCUUCUAGCGAGAUGGACCGUAAGAUGGCUGACCGCCGUCUGAUUCGACUGUCACAGUUACCGGAGCGUAUGGCUCGGGAGAAGCUGGAAGACAGCGACUGGGUGACGUUUGCUGUGCUGGUCAAUAAAGCCACGCCUCAAAGCAACAGCAGUGGCAAAACCUUUAGCAUCUGGAAACUCAAUGACCUCCAUAACCUGGAAGUGUUUGUGUCUCUGUUUCUGUUUGGUGAAGUUCACAAAGAGCACUGGAAGACUGAGACGGGCACAGUAGUCGGACUCCUCAACCCAAACCCCAUGAAGCAGAAAGAAGGAUAUGACGGGGUGAGCCUGACGGUGGAUCACCCACAGAAGGUGCUGCUGAUGGGUGAAGCUCAGGACUACGGUAUCUGCAAGGGUGUGAAGAGGAACGGAGAGCCAUGCUCGCAGAUAGUUAACAUGUAUGAGUGCCCAUACUGCCAGUAUCAUGUCAAGGCCCAGUAUAAGAAGAUGAGCUCAAAAAGGGCCGAGCUGCAGUCGUCGUUUUCCGGAAGAGCGCCCAGUAAAGUCAUGGGGAAGGGGAAGGCAGGUGGCCUGAGAGAGCGGAUUUGUCAGGACGGUUUCUACUACGGCGGCGUGUCCUCUGCUGCCUGUGCCGCCUCACUGACCGCGUCCAAACCAAACAAACCCACCCAGAAAACUCUGGACAAGCUGUUUGUGAGAGGCUCGGCUCAGCUCGUCAGUCAAGCCAAGAGGCUCGCCAUGCAGUCUGGUGAAGUUGCAGGUUGCUCAGAUGAAUUUAAGAGCCUGAUGUCAGUGCCAACACCUGGAGCUUUGCAGCUGAAGAAGCAUCUCACGCAGGGCAGCCAGUCAGUUUCCAAAGAAACAUCGGGAGCUCCUCUUCAGUCCAUCUCAGCCUCAGACCUGCUGAAGCAGCAGAAACGGAAGCAGCGGGAGCUCCUGGAGAGCCGGCGGAAAAGGGUGGAAGAAGUUCAGAGAAGGUCGCUGCAGAACUCGGGCGGUGCGACAGGCCAAGAUUGUUUAAUGUCACCAAAAGCUGCUUCUGAAGUCCCCACGGCCUCCCAAAGCCCGGCGGCGCCCCACACUCCGACCCUGGGCCGAGGCUUCUCCAAGGGAGAUGAUAUCCUCUUCUUUGAUACCAGCCCCCCUCCAACUCCUUCUCCCAGCACCCUCAACCUAUCAGCUGCCAAGCUGGCUGCUCUGAAGAAGCUAAGGGCUAAAGACACGGGGCUGGUGAAGGAAGACCCCAACGCUGUGAAGAGGAAGAGGAGUGACAGCAGUGAGAUCAAUGCCCGAGUAGAGCGGAAUCGCACCUCACCCAGUGCCUCAGCUAAUGAGGAGGAGGAGCCGGUGCAGAAAAAGAAGCGAGAACAACUCGACUAUGUCCAGUCAGAGGAGUUUCAGAAGAUCCUGAAAGCCAAAUCUCGCCACGGGAUUAUACUUCAAGCGGCGGAGUACCAGCUACAAGAGCGCUACUUCAAUGUUUUGGUGAAGAAGGAGCAGAUGGAGGAGAAGAUGAGGAACAUCAGAGAGAUGAAGUGUCGGGCUGUCACCUGUAAAAAGUGUAGUUACACCUACUUCAAGCCGGCGGAUCGUUGUGUAGAGGAGAACCAUGAUCUGCGGUGGCACGAGGCAAUGAAACGCUUCUUUAAAUGUCCUUGUGGACAGAGAGCCAUUGCUCUGGACAGACUGCCACACAAACACUGCAGCAACUGCGGUCUGUUUAAAUGGGAACGAGAUGGGAUGUUGAAGGAGAAAACUGGCCCUAAGCUUGGUGGAGAGCUCCUCCUGCCUCGAGGAGAGGAGCAUGCCAAAUUCCUCAACAGCAUGAAGUGAUUUAUUAUUGAGGGAGCAACCUAUAGACUUUUAUGUUUGUAAUUUAAGGUUUUACCAGGCUUUCAUUAGUAUCAGGUCUGUUUUUAAAUUUUGACAUUAUGUAGCUCUUGAGUGUCUGUGGUGAUACCAGAUGUGCUGCAAAUUGGCUGAUUAAAGCUGAUUAAAGAUUU